Molecule: messenger RNA, 2496 nt
Organism: Xiphias gladius (swordfish)
Lineage: Eukaryota; Metazoa; Chordata; Actinopteri; Istiophoriformes; Xiphiidae
Gene: aasdhppt
Product: aminoadipate-semialdehyde dehydrogenase-phosphopantetheinyl transferase
Exons: 7
Coding region: 309-1208 (299 amino acids)
Biological process (GO): fatty acid biosynthetic process
Cellular component (GO): cytosol
Molecular function (GO): magnesium ion binding; holo-[acyl-carrier-protein] synthase activity
Source: RefSeq, a predicted model, not a curated record
UCCUCCACCGCGCCCAUUUAUGACGACAUUUACUCUCGCUGGACUCCUUCUAGUGUGUGCCCUGCUGUCAAAUCCAAAAUGUAAACAGAGUCUGCUUCCAGUGUUUUAAUGAGCAGCCCUCACUCAACCGCUGCUGUGGCGCUCCCCUGCAAAACCCUGAAAGCCUGACAAAGAACUUUUCCAGGGUUUUGGUUUCGGUCAAACCCCUACAUGCUAACGCGCGAUGCUAACGUUAGCUCACUAAGAGUUUUUGAGCAGCCUGAAGUUGUGGGGGAGUCCAGGUGACAGGGUGUUACAGAGGUAAGGAGAUGGGUUCCGUCCGCUGGGCUUUUCGCUGUGGGUCGUGGACACCCAGCAGGGGCGACUGGCUGUUCGCUGCCCGCUGCAUCCAGAAAGAGGAGAAAGACAGGAUCGGUCAGUUUAUGUUUGCUAAGGAUGCGAAAUCAGCCAUGGCUGGCAGGUUGUUGCUGAGGAGGUUUGUCUUUGAGAGGAUGGGGGUCCCCUGGUCAGAGAUCAGACUGGAGCGAUCUCCCAGAGGGAAACCUUACCUGGCAGCACCACUGAAGGUGAGUUCAGAUUCAGGUCUGGCCUGGAGUUUCAACCUGUCCCACCAGGGAGACUAUGCUGUGCUCGCUGCAGAGCAGGGGGCGCAGGUGGGAGUGGAUAUUAUGAAGAUCACCAUGCCAGGUAACAGCUCUGUGCCGGAGUUUUUCCGCAUCAUGACUCGUCAGUUUACAGCGUACGAGUGGAGCGUCAUCCAAUCAGCUAGCUCAGAACACCAGCAGCUCGCCGCGUUCUACCGCCACUGGGCCCUGAAGGAGAGCUUCAUCAAAGCCAUCGGCACAGGUCUGGGCUUCAACUUGCAGAGGGUGGAGUUUCACCUGUCCUCUGAACCGCUCACACAGGACCGGGCACUGCGCCAGACCAAGAUGCAUCUAGAUGAGGAAGAAGAAGAGGACUGGAUAUUUGAGGAGAGCUUGCUGGAUGUUGACCAUCAUGUUGCUGUGGCACUCGGACCAGCAGACAGACCAGACUCUGCACCCCAUCCUUCAUCUCUUCCUCCUCCCACCACAUUUACGCUGCUGUCGUUCAGCGACCUCAUCACCUCGGCCUCACCUCUGACAGAGGAAGACCCCGCCUACUGGGACAGCUUCAAGAUGAAGGCUGAAGCUCCACAGAGACAGAGAGAGACACACACAUCCAGAUAACCACCUGUCUCACACUGACAUAUACCUGCCGUACAAACACACACACCUUUCAGAAGUGCCAAAAAAGAAACACACGUACACUGACACUGAAGCUGCUUUCUCAUUCAACAGAAGUCCAGUCGAGUCCUGUCAAGUUUAUUUAUAAAGCCAGAAAUCACAGGUUUGUCUCAGAGGAUUUCAGAAUCUAAACAGCAUCUGAUACCCUGUAUCUUUAGAUCCUCAUUUCAGAUAAAACAAAACCUGUACACACUUGAUACAUGUACACAAACAUACUGUGCAGUGCAUCCAAACAUUUAACCUUAAUCAAUAGAGUAAUUUCCUCUGAAUUUCAUUAACAUCCCCCCUACAAUAUAUUGAGUUUUUGUUUAAAGUAAGAUAAAGCUGUCCUUCAAAAUACAAAAGUAUGCAGAUAAUGCAUCUGUAAUACAGAGUGUGUACUUAAUGUAAAACAUGUACGAUAAGUAAUGCUUAAUUCACAGAUUAAUAGCUGGUGAUGAAUUUCUGUUAAUCAAAUCUCUAUGCAGUCACGGGAUACAAGGAUCAAAUAAAGAUUAAAAACGGCAAUGUCUAUGCAGGUCUGUUGGUGAAGGAAACACUAAUAAUUCCCUUUUAUAACUGUAUUGAAGAUGGAUAUCUCGCUUAACAAAGUCAUUUUUCCUUUCAAGUGCUUUUUCUUUUUUUCUCUUCUUUCUUUAGCCCAGUUUUUCUUGCAGUUUUUGUGAGUUUAAUACAAAGCGAAUGAUAAAGCAUCCAAUAACUAUUUUACACUUGGUUGUAAAUUUUUGAUCUUUCAAUUCUCCUCUCACUCUUCCCCAUGUGUACUUUCCUUCUUCCUGUCUCAACUGUGCAUGUGCAUAGAGCCGGACAAUAAUUCAAUAUUAACCAUCAGUAUUCAGUGAUAUUUCAGAUCAGGAUCAUGUUUUGUUAUCCUUUUACAAAAUCCUGCCGUCCCAGUUAUUCAUUUCAAGCAAAAUAUAAUUAAAAACAGAAAAAAAGAGUUGAUGAAAGCUUUUGUUUUACAUAUUUGAAGACAUUUUUUUUAUUAUGUGAAGCAUAACAGUGGAAUACUUUUCAUUGCAACUUCAAUUUCAUUUUUUUUACAUGUGAUUUUGCAUUAAUUUGCCUAAUUGUUACCUAUAUUGAUCAUCAGAAAGACUUUCUUAGGAAUAUUGAUAUAUUGAUUUCAACUAUAAUGCCCAACCCUAUAUGUGCAUGUAUUUGUUGACUGUGUGUGAGAGAUGCUUGUGUCUGCCUCUGUCUUUCUCUUCUUCCCUGUAUAGCUUAAUGU